This is a messenger RNA of Andrographis paniculata, 7619 nucleotides long. Its product is annotated as acetyl-CoA carboxylase 1-like. Gene Ontology annotation, biological process: fatty acid biosynthetic process. NCBI's taxonomy places the organism in Eukaryota, Viridiplantae, Streptophyta, Magnoliopsida, Lamiales, Acanthaceae. Bases 556 to 7350 code for a protein of 2264 amino acids. Gene Ontology annotation, molecular function: acetyl-CoA carboxylase activity; ATP binding; metal ion binding. The record is from RefSeq and is a predicted model, not a curated record. The transcript is spliced from 32 exons.
UUUGAUUGACUGAUUAAUUUGAAGGAGAGCGAGAAUGGCAGGGAGCGAGCGAGGUCCCCUUCUUCCCCACACCCACACCCACUCCUACGGCCCUACCCCUUCAAGAGUGAUGACGGCAUUUAUUGUUGAAGCUUCUAACCAAUCCGAACCAAAUUCACAACAAAGAAACUCAAUAUAGGCGCCCCACACCACCUCCAUAUCUACUUCGUCUACUUCGCCUUCCCAAAUCUAUCACUGCUUUCUUUUUUUCUUUUGUUUCUGCUGCUGAUCAUCAGUGUCAUUGAAAUGUCCUUGGUCGGGAAUUAGACUUGCGUGCGCAGCGCAGUGUAGCGCAGUCAUAGUACCCCACUGCCCCCCGAUUUGCAUGUGGUGAAAUUUAUCUGUCUCUUUUUGGGGGCUAAUGAUCUCUUGUUUCUGGUGAAACUACUGGUCUCUAAUACUUCUUGUGACCGACCAAUCGAGUUGAGGACAGCAGAGAGAGAGAGAAAGACAGAGAGAGGGUUUGUUUGUUUCUGUGUUUAUGCGUCUGGGCCCUUCUUAUAGAGGAACCACAAGAUGUCAGAAGCCCAAAGGAGGCCGAUUUCCGUUGGAUUAAAGCCUUUGAAUGGGCUGCUCAACGGGUCUCCUCUAGCAAGACCUCCAAGUAUGGUACAUCUGGUGGAGGAAUUCUGUCAAGCCCUUGGUGGGAAGAGGCCAAUUAACAGUAUUCUGAUUGCCAACAAUGGAAUGGCAGCUGUUAAAUUUAUACGAAGCAUUAGAGCAUGGGCUUAUGAGACAUUCGGUACAGAGAAAGCAAUUUUAUUGGUGGCAAUGGCUACACCGGAGGAUAUGAGAAUUAAUGCAGAGCACAUUAGGAUAGCAGAUCAGUUUGUAGAAGUGCCUGGCGGAACUAACAAUAACAACUAUGCUAAUGUGCAACUCAUUGUUGAGAUGGCUGAGAUAACCCAUGUUGAUGCUGUGUGGCCUGGUUGGGGUCAUGCAUCUGAAAAUCCAGAGCUACCUGAUGCUUUAGGUGCAAAAGGCAUUGUAUUUCUUGGCCCGUCAUCUGGAUCAAUGGCUGCAUUGGGGGAUAAAAUUGGGUCCUCUUUGAUUGCACAAGCUGCAGAAGUGCCGACGCUUCCAUGGAGUGGCUCUCAUGUGAAAAUCCCUCCGGAUAGCUCUUUGAUCAGUAUUCCAGAUGCCAUAUAUCGUGAAGCAUGUGUUUAUACAACAGAAGAAGCGAUUGCAAGCUGUCAAGUUGUGGGCUACCCUGCUAUGAUCAAGGCAUCUUGGGGUGGAGGCGGAAAGGGCAUAAGAAAGGUUCACAAUGAUGACGAGGUCAGGGCUCUAUUCAAGCAAGUUCAGGGUGAAGUCCCUGGCUCCCCCAUAUUUAUCAUGAAAGUUGCUUCCCAGAGUCGGCAUCUUGAAGUCCAGCUGCUUUGUGAUCAAUAUGGGAACGUUGCUGCUUUGCACAGCCGUGAUUGCAGUGUUCAAAGAAGGCACCAAAAGAUCAUUGAGGAGGGUCCAAUUACUGUUGCUCCCCUUGAGACAACAAAGAAGCUUGAACAGGCUGCCCGAAGGUUGGCCAAAAGUGUAAAUUAUGUUGGAGCUGCAACUGUGGAGUACUUAUACAGUAUGGAAACCGGGGAGUAUUACUUUCUGGAACUAAACCCUCGACUGCAGGUCGAGCACCCUGUCACCGAGUGGAUAGCUGAGAUUAAUCUUCCUGCGGCACAAGUUGCUGUUGGGAUGGGUAUCCCACUGUGGCAAAUUCCAGAAAUCCGGAGGUUUUAUGGAAUGGAGCAUGGUGGAGGAUAUGAUGCUUGGAGAAAAACAUCAGCUGUUUCCACUCAAUUCGACUUUGACAUGGCUGAGUCAACAAGACCCAAAGGUCAUUGUGUGGCGGUACGUGUGACAAGUGAAGAUCCUGACGAUGGUUUUAAGCCAACAAGUGGAAGAGUACAGGAGCUAAGUUUCAAAAGUAAGCCAAAUGUGUGGGCAUACUUCUCCGUCAAGUCUGGCGGAGGCAUUCAUGAGUAUUCAGAUUCCCAAUUUGGCCAUGUGUUUGCUUUUGGAGAAUCCCGAGCUUUGGCCAUUGCCAAUAUGGUCCUUGGACUAAAAGAAAUCCAAAUAAGAGGAGAGAUCCGAACCAAUGUUGAUUACUCGAUUGAUCUCUUGCAUGAUUUAGAUUACAAGGAAAAUAGAAUCCACACAGGAUGGCUAGAUAGCAGAAUUGCAAUGAGGGUCAGAGCAGAAAGGCCACCCUGGUAUCUUUCGGUAGUUGGAGGAGCUCUUUAUAAAGCUUCUGCAAGUAGUGCAGCUAUGGUUUCAGAAUAUGUUGGUUACCUUGAAAAGGGGCAGAUUCCUCCCAAGCAUAUUUCACUAGUUAAUUCUCAAGUUUCGUUGAAUAUUGAAGGAAGCAAAUAUACAAUCAAUAUGGUAAGAGGAGGGCCAGGAAGCUAUAGAUUGAGGAUGAAUGAUUCUGAGAUUGAAGCAGAAAUACAUACUCUACGAGAUGGAGGUCUGCUGUUGCAGCUGGAUGGAAACAGCCAUGUUAUAUAUGCAGAAGAGGAAGCAGCUGGAACUCGUCUUCUUAUUGAUGGAAGGACUUGUUUGCUGCAGAAUGACCACGAUCCCUCAAAGUUGGUCGCCGAAACACCAUGCAAGCUACUUAGGUAUCUGGUUACAGAUGGCAGCCAUGUUGAUGCUGACACACCUUAUGCUGAAGUUGAAGUAAUGAAAAUGUGUAUGCCCCUUCGUUCACCUGCUUCCGGAAGAAUACAUUUUACAAUGUCAGAGGGCCAAGCUAUGCAGGCUGGUGCCCUUAUAGCAAGGCUCGACUUAGAUGAUCCUUCAGCUGUGAGGAAAGCAGAACCUUUCCAUGGUGGUUUUCCCAUCCUAGGGCCCCCAACAGCUAUAUCUGAUAAAGUUCAUCAGCGUUGUGCUGCAAGUUUAAAUGCAGCUCGUAUGAUUAUUGCAGGAUACGAACAUAAUAUUGACCAGGUAGUUCAAAACUUGCUUAGUUGCUUGGACAAUCCUGAGCUCCCUUUCCUUCAGUGGCAAGAAUGCUAUGCAGUUCUAGCAAACAGACUACCUAAGGAUCUCAAAUAUGAGUUGGAAACAAGAUACAAAGAAUUUGAGGGAAUUUCCAAUAUGCAAAAUGUUGAAUUCCCUGCAAAAACUUUACGUUGUAUUCUGGAGGCACAUUUGAGUUACUGUCCUGAGAAAGAAAAAGGAGCCCAAGAACGAUUGGUUGAACCUCUCAUGAGUCUUGUUAAGUCCUAUGAGCGAGGCCGAGAAAGCCAUGCUAGGAUCAUAGUACAAGGCCUUUUUGAAGACUAUUUAAGUGUGGAAGAAUUGUUUAACGACAACAUAGAGGCUGAUGUGAUUGAACGAUUAAGACUUCAAUAUAAGAAGGAUCUCCUGAAAAUCGUGGACAUUGUACUUUCCCAUCAGGGUGUUAAGCGGAAGAGUAAGCUUAUACUGCGCCUGAUGGAACACCUUGUGUAUCCAAAUCCUGCUGCAUAUCGUGAUCAAUUAAUACGCUUUUCGGUUCUCAACCAUACAAACUACUCAGAGUUAGCACUGAAGGCAAGUCAACUGCUGGAGCAGACAAAACUUAGUGAGCUUCGAUCCUGUAUUGCUAGAAGUCUUUCAGAGUUAGAAAUGUUUACUGAAGAUGGUGAGAACAUGGAUACUCCUAAGAGGAAAAGUGCAAUAAAUGACCGAAUGGAAGCUCUUGUGCAUGGUCCUAUGGCUGUUGAAGAUGCACUGGUCGGUCUGUUUGAUCACAGUGAUCACACACUUCAGCGAAGAGUUGUUGAAACUUAUGUGCGAAGAUUAUAUCAGCCCUAUCUUGUAAAGGGCAGUAUCAGAAUGCAAUGGCACAGAUCGGGGCUUAUAGCAUCAUGGGAAUUCUUGGAUGGGCAUGUACAACGGAAGAACAUAUCUGAAUAUGAACUGUCAGAUGAACCAGCCUGUGAUAAGUGGAACGAAAGGAAGUGGGGUGCAAUGGUUGUUAUUAAAUCUCUCCAUUUCUUGCCUACAGUGGUAACAGCUGCACUGAAGGAAGCCACCCAAAACCUGCAAUCUGUAAUUCCUAAUGGAUCUCUUCAUCCGGCCACUUAUGAUAAUAUGAUGCACAUUGCAUUGGCGGGCUUUGACAACCAAAUGAGUUUGCUUCAGGACAGUGGUGAUGAGGACCAGGCUCAAGAGAGAAUCAACAAGUUAGCCAAAAUAUUGAAGGAGAAAGAAGUAAGUUCCAGUCUCAGAAAUGCUGGAGUGGGUGUGGUUAGUUGCAUCAUACAGAGAGACGAAGGCCGUGGACCUAUGAGGCACUCCUUCCACUGGUCAGCUGAAAAACAAUAUUACGAAGAGGAACCUCAGUUGCGGCACUUAGAUCCUCCUCUAUCCAUAUACCUUGAGCUGGAAAAACUAAAAGAAUAUGCAAAUAUACGUUAUACUCCUUCUCGGGAUAGGCAAUGGCACCUUUACACUGUAAUGGACAAGCCACUUCCCAUCCAAAGGAUGUUUCUCAGAACACUUGUCAGGCAGCCCAUAUCGAAUGAAGGCCUUACUGGAUAUCGGGGCCUGGAAGAGGGAACAACUCAUUCAUUGUGGGGUCUGUCUUUCACUUCAAGGAGCAUUUUGAGGUCCUUAACAUCUGCUAUGGAGGAGCUUGAACUCAAUGCCCAUAAUUCUGCCAUCAAAUCGGAGCAUGCACAUAUGUACCUACACAUUUUACAGGAGCAACAAAUAAAUGAUCUUUUGCCAUACCACAAAAUAGCAGAUAUAUCUGUUGGCCAUGAGGAAGCUGCAGUGGCAAAAAUUCUGGAUGACCUCGCACAUGAAAUUAAUGCAUCUGUUGGCGUCAAAAUGCAUCGGUUGGGUGUUUGCGAGUGGGAAGUUAAACUUUGGAUAUCCUCUGAAGGAGACGCUAACGGCGCAUGGAGAGUUGUAGUCACCAAUGUGACUGGUCACACGUGCAUUGUGCACGUUUAUAGAGAAGUUGAGGAUUCCAGCAAACAGAGUGUAGUUUACCAUUCCAUUUCCGGGCAAGCCCCUUUACAUGGGUUGCCGGUGAAUGCACAAUAUAAACCAUUGGGAGUACUUGAUCAGAAGCGUCUACUAGCCCGGAGAAGCAACACUACCUAUUGCUAUGAUUUUCCACUGGCAUUUGAAGCUGCUCUGAACAAAUCAUGGGCCGAGCUUCCCGGGAUUAGCAAGCCUAAAGAUAAACCAGUGCUCCGAGUCACAGAGUUAAUUUUUGCUGACAAGGAGGGUUCAUGGGGCACUCCUCUUAUUCCGGUUGAUCGACAGAUUGCAGUUAAUGAUAUUGGAAUGGUAGCCUGGCACAUGGAAAUGUCAACACCUGAAUUUCCUGCUGGAAGGUCUGUCUUCAUUGUAUCAAAUGAUGUGACCUUUAGAAAUGGUUCCUUCGGCCCCAGAGAGGAUGCAUUUUUCCAGGCGGUGACCAAUAUCGCUUGUGCACAGAAAACACCGCUUAUUUAUCUUGCAGCAAACUCAGGUGCCCGUAUCGGUGUAGCUGAGGAAGUAAAAUCUUGCUUUAAAGUUGGUUGGUCCGAUGAAACAAACCCUGAUCGUGGUUUUCAAUAUGUCUACUUAGCGCCUGACGAUUACGAUCGCAUUGCAACUUCAGUGAUAGCUCAUGAGUUAAAGCUCCCAAGCGGAGAAGUUCGAUGGGUAAUUGAUUCUAUCGUAGGAAGGGAAGAUGGUUUAGGAGUUGAAAGCUUAACUGGCAGUGGUGCCAUUGCUAGUGCAUAUUCAAGGGCUUAUCAUGAAACAUUUACUGUAACAUAUGUCACCGGAAGAACUGUUGGCAUUGGUGCUUAUCUUUCUCGGCUAGGUAUGCGGUGCAUACAGAGGCUCGAUCAACCAAUCAUUCUGACAGGCUUCUCAGCACUGAACAAGCUUCUGGGUCGGGAAGUGUACAGCUCCCACAUGCAACUCGGCGGGCCUAAAAUUAUGGCAACAAACGGAGUUGUACAUCUUACAGUGUCAGAUGAUCUUGAAGGCGUAACAGCUAUUUUAAAGUGGCUGAGCUUCGUUCCACCUUAUGUGGGCGGUCCACUUCCUAUUUUGAGGCCGCUGGAUUCUCCUGAUCGGCCGGUUGAAUAUCUACCAGAGACGUCGUGUGAUCCCCGUGCAGCUAUAUGUGGUGCUGUGGAUGGCUUGGGGAGAUGGCUUGGAGGCUUAUUUGACAGGGACACAUUUAUCGAAACAUUGGAGGGGUGGGCGAGAACGGUUGUGACAGGCCGCGCAAAACUUGGAGGCAUACCGGUGGGAAUCGUUGCUGUGGAGACACAGACUAUGAUGCAGGUAAUCCCUGCGGAUCCCGGGCAGCUGGAUUCGCACGAAAGAGUUGUUCCACAAGCAGGGCAGGUGUGGUUUCCCGACUCUGCAACGAAGACUGCUCAAGCACUGAUGGAUUUCAACAGAGAAGAACUGCCGCUCUUUAUUCUCGCAAACUGGAGAGGCUUUUCGGGCGGGCAGCGCGACCUAUUCGAAGGUAUUCUGCAGGCGGGAUCGACUAUUGUUGAGAAUCUCAGAGUGUACCAGCAGCCUGUUUUCAUAUACAUUCCUAUGAUGGGCGAGCUCCGCGGUGGGGCUUGGGUGGUCAUCGACAGCAAGAUCAAUCCUGAUCACAUCGAAAUGUAUGCAGAGAAAACGGCCAAAGGGAACGUUCUUGAGCCUGAAGGUUUGAUUGAGAUCAAGUUCCGGAAUAGAGAGCUGCUGCAAUGUAUGGGCCGGCUUGACCCACAGCUAAUCAAUCUGAAGUCUAGACUUCAGGAAGCCGGCACCACGGCAGCUGCUGAAGACUUAAAGAGGCAGAUAAAAGCGCGGGAAAAUAAACUCCUCCCUUUAUACACUCAGAUAGCUACGAAAUUUGCAGAGCUCCACGACACGUCGCUCAGAAUGGCUGCCAAAGGGGUGAUAGAAGAAGUUGUUGAAUGGUCAAAGUCCCGGUCGUUCUUCUACCAGAGAUUGCACCGGAGGGUUGUUGAGGAUGCAUUGAUCAAGACCGUUAAGGAUGCUGCUGGUCAGCUGCUCGAUUAUAAAUCUGCCAGGGACACGAUCAGGAGAUGGUUCUUGAACUCGGAGAUUGCUGGACGCAAUGAAGGUUCUUGGAUGGAUGACGAAGCUUUCUUCUCGUGGCAGGUGGACGCCAAAAAUUAUGAAGAUAAAUUGCAGGAACUGCGUGUGCAGAAGAUGCUGCUUCAGCUGUCCGACAUGGGGAAUUCCUCGGCGGGUCUACGCACGCUGUCUCGAGCCCUUUCGAACUUCCUGAAAACGACGGAUCCUUCCGUUCGAGAUCAAUUCGCAGAAGAUCUACGAGAGGUUCUCCAGUGAUUGUGAUUCAUCAUUGAUCGUCAUCAUCAUUCAGCUGUGUGUAAUUUUCAAACUCGUAUAUAUAAUAGAUAUAUAUAGAUAUAUAUACAUGGUAGAACAGACUUGGAGAGUUCUUUGUUGUGCAGUGCAGCUAAAGUCCAUGAAUUAUUUGGCCUGAAAUGUCUGUUGUAUUUUAUGUACUGUGAGAGAGUUGUAAGAGAUGUUAUUUAUCAUUUUAUUGUUUCUUUUCAAUAUUAGAUGAAUAAAGAUUCAAGCCUCUGUUUACCUUA